Molecule: messenger RNA, 3547 nt
Organism: Mus musculus (house mouse)
Lineage: Eukaryota; Metazoa; Chordata; Mammalia; Rodentia; Muridae
Gene: Sprr2a1
Product: small proline-rich protein 2A1
Exons: 2
Coding region: 148-399 (83 amino acids)
Biological process (GO): cytoskeleton organization
Cellular component (GO): transport vesicle; cornified envelope; extracellular region
Source: RefSeq, marked validated
CCUGUACCAGCCCAUUACAGGGAAAUCCACUCCCCAUGGGGUGAGGCAGGCAAUCCUAUAAAAAAGAGUCUCAGUGCUUGACUGCAGUAUUCCUGGUACUCAAGCAUUGGUCUGCUCCGGAGAACCUGAUUCUGAGACUCAAGUACGAUGUCUUACUACCAGCAGCAGUGCAAUCAGCCGUGCCGGCCUCCUCCUGUGUGCCCACCCCCGAAGUGCCCUGAGCCUUGUCCUCCCCAAGUGUGGCCUGGGCCUUGUCGUCCUGUCAUGUGCUUUGAGCCUUGUCUUCCUUCAGUGUGGCCUGGGCCGUGUCGUCCUGUAGUGUGCUAUGAGCAAUGCCCACCUCAGCCAUGGCAGUCAACAUGCCCUCCUGUGCAAUUUCCACCAUGCCAGCAGAAGUGACCACCCAACAGGUGAAGGCCUCCCAGUCAUCAGGACCAGGGGAAGUGAAAGAAAUCUGUCUCACCAGCUCACCGACUCCAUAGCAACACUUCCAUCCUCCUUUGAAAGCCUGUCUGGAUGCAGAAGAAUCUUCUCCACCCUUCAUCCUCCAUGUGCUUAUGAUGGCUCCUCACAGAGAAGGCAUUGCUCUCAGGCUGAUCUCCUGCUGCUUUCCUGGGGAUGCUGAGAAUGAUCCUUUCUCUUGUUUUUGUACACCAGGGGAAGCACAACAGGUAUCUACUCUGUGCUUUCAGAGGAGCCUUCUCAGCCUGCCUGUUACCUGAUCAGGGCAAUGGUCACUGCUGUUUCAUUUCCUGAAAUAAAAAAGGACCCCUUUGGUGAUGGUCUAAUAAAUACUUUUUUUCUUGCAAAACUGCCUAAUAUUGUAUUACUAUUUUGGCUUUUUUCUAUCCUGUGGUAGAGAGUUUAAAUUUUAAUUCAAUGUUUCCUAAAUGUAGUCAAAUCAAAGACCAAUACAAACUUUUCCUUUCCAUUGAUUAGUUGAUUUAUUUAUAUUUCAAAUAUUUUCCCCCUGCCUGGUUUCCCCUUGAAAACCCCCUACUCCACCACCCCCUCCUCCCAAUUCAAUCUAAUUUCAAAGUUAUGUCUUGACCAUACAAAGAUUUCAUUGUUUUGAAGACCAAAUUUCUUAACUUCUUAAAAUAUUAUCAUUUUAAAUAUAAGGUAAAACACUAUCAUCAGUCAGCCACCUAUUUAUCUACAAUCAAUUACUAACUUUCAUCUUUAGUAUACAUUUGAAUUGUCACCUAUGGUAUAGUUACUGUCAGACCCCAUACAUGCUAUAGAGUUCAGUAAUUGUCCAUGCACUAGGAGAAGCAGCUCUCCAUCAUUAUCAGCAAUACCCCUGUGACACUUUCUCAUAACUACUCAGCAAAUGCUAUUUUAAAACUACAUUUUUCUUCCCCAAUGCCUUCUUUCUUUAUUAAUUUAAUACAUUUCUUUUGUGAUACUAAAGAAAGGGGGCUUUGUGGUUCUUAUGAAAUCUCUUGAUAUGAUAGCAAUCCUUAAAAACAGGUUUGAUUGAAGAAAUGGGGAGAAAAGCAUUUUUGAGAGGUCAAAUUGCCUUUUCCAUAGGUAUCCUUGCUAUUCUGACAUCUCACAAAAUCCUGUACAUUACGACCUUCCUCAUUCUUAGCUUCUGGAAGCCAGUCUUUACAGAAUAACAUGGUUAAUGGCAGCUGAAGACAUAGUGGAGUUAAGAAGUUACUGGGGAUUCCCAAAGAAACAACUUGAUCAAAGUUCUGAAGGCAAGGAAUCCCUGACUUUACAUUACAGAGGAAUCUCCAAGUGAGCUUCAGGCACUGAUGAGAUUCAGGCAGAAAUUUAGGCAAAACCUCUUCUUUUAAAAAGACUUGAACAGGUGUCCCCUUGGGAAGGAUAAGCCACAGAGAGACAUGAAACACACAAGGCAGAAGCAAUGGAAGAUGGCCAUCUUGGGUCACACUGCCCGAGAAAGCAUAUAAAGCCUGUUCUCACAUGCUUUUCCUGUUAUCAUUAAACAUAUACGACAAUCACUAGCAGAUUUCUGCAGAUCUACAAAGAUGUAGUGAUGCUAUAUAGACAAUUAGAUGACUUCUUAAUUCUUAAUGAUGAUUCUAUAAGAAUUCUUAAGAUUAUAUCAGUAUUCAUUAAGCUCUUUUAUAGUGGGACUGCUAUUAGGUCCUUUCUGAUAUAAAAUCUUCAAUGAAAAUUCUACCUGUCUCCCAUGUGUCACCAAUUAAUUGCAUCUUAGAGAGUAAGCAGACAUCUACUACUCAGAUUCCAAGAGGCUGUAAAAAUAUUAUAGGUGCUAGGACAAAAGAUAAAAUAUCGAGUGGGAUAUCUAUAAAAAAUUCACUAAUAACUUAGUUAUGAUUUUUAACUCUCCAUGAACCUUUUGAGCUGUGACAGGUGAUAAAUGUUUAGCCGGAUAAUUAUUUCUAAUGGAUAUGAAUGUAAACAUUAAAUGUUGUAAACUUCUUAUUCAAUUUAUAAUUUAAAUUUAUGUGUAAAUUUGUGAUGAACCUUUUACUAUAUGAUCAUGUAUUCUGAAAGAUGUAUAAGUGCUGACGACAAAGAAAAGAGACAGAACUGAGCUGAAGAGAACUUUUUGACAUAACUGAACUCAGGAAGGGUGAUAUUGCAGACAUCAAGGGAAUGGGUACUAUUCAAAAAGGAAUGCCCCAUAAGUGUAACCACGGCAAAACAGAAGAGUCUACAUUGUCACUCGGUGGGCCGUGGGCAUCAUUGUAAACAAGCAAGUUAAUAAGGGCAAGAUUCUAGCCAAGAGGAUCAAUGUGCGGAUUGAGCACAUCAAGCUCUCAAAUAGCAGAAACAGCUUCUUGAAGUGGGUGAAGGAGAACGACCAGAAGAAAGAGAAGCCAAAGAGAAGGGCACCUGGGUACAGUUGAUGUGCCAGCCUGCACCACCUAUAGAAGCACACUUUGUGAGGACCAACAGAAAAGAGCCUGAGCUGUUGGAGCCCAUUCCAUAUGAAUUCAUGGCCUAAUAAACAAAAACGAAAAAAGGACCCAGACUCCAAAGUGUUUUCCUUAAAAAAAAAUAAUAAUGCUUGUCAGACAUUAAUACUUUUUCCUUUGGAAAAUAUUGGUUCAUGUUUGUAGCUACUUUUUUGUUUGGGUUGUUUGAUUUGUUUAUUAUUUGUUCAGUAUUUAUUUAUUUAUUUAGGGUUUUUUUUUUUGAGACAGAAUUUGUGUAUUUUCUUUCUAGUACUAGCUGUUCUUGAACUUGUUCUGUAGAUGAGGCUGGACUUAAACUUAGGGAUCCACCUGUCUCUGCUCAAGUGAUGGCAUUAAAGGUUUGUGCUAUAUCUAUCGUUGCAGAAACUUGAUGUGCCAGGGUGGAAGGAGACACAAGUGGCCUCUAUUCUCUCAGAGGAAAGGGCUAAAGGGGACAGAUUAUCAGCGGUGAACUGCCAGGAGGGGAGGCAGUAAUAUGGAUACAAAGUGAAUAAAUAUAUUAAUUAAUAGAAAAAUUACAGAUGAACUGCUCUCAGAAAAACAAACAAACUGAAACAAUAACAAAAAACAAAAAAGCAAAGCUACCCAUACACAUAAUUAAAAAUAAAUUUUAAAACAUCUUUAAAAAC